This is a messenger RNA of Coniosporium apollinis CBS 100218, 1659 nucleotides long. Its product is annotated as serine/threonine-protein phosphatase 2B catalytic subunit. Gene Ontology annotation, cellular component: cytoplasm; calcineurin complex. The transcript is spliced from 6 exons. Gene Ontology annotation, biological process: calcineurin-mediated signaling; fungal-type cell wall organization. The record is from RefSeq and is a predicted model, not a curated record. Bases 1 to 1659 code for a protein of 552 amino acids. Gene Ontology annotation, molecular function: calmodulin-dependent protein phosphatase activity; calmodulin binding. Lineage: Eukaryota; Fungi; Ascomycota; Dothideomycetes.
AUGGACUCGGGCGACAGGUCAUACAAUCAAAAUGAGUACAUCGAUACGGCCAUUCGGGCGGUGAGCCAGAAGAGGGCAGUGCCUGAAAUCGAUUUCACUCUACACACAAUGGAGGAUGGCACGCAAGUCAACACGUUAGACAGAGUCUGCAAGGACGUGCAAGCACCUGCUUUCCACCCACCUACUCAAGAGCAAUUCUUCUCGCCGCAUGACCGAAACAAGCCAAACUUGACCUUCCUGAAGAACCAUUUCUGUCGCGAAGGACGCCUUACUCAGGAUCAGGCACUAUGGAUCAUCCGUGAGGGCACAAAGAUUCUGAGGUCGGAGCCAAAUCUCCUGGAGAUGGACGCGCCAAUCACCGUGUGCGGAGACGUCCACGGGCAGUACUUCGAUCUCAUGAAGCUCUUCGAGGUAGGCGGCGAUCCUGCGGAAACGCGGUAUCUCUUCCUAGGCGAUUAUGUCGAUCGAGGGUACUUCAGUAUUGAGUGUGUUCUAUACCUGUGGUCGCUCAAGAUUUGGUACCCGGAUACACUAUGGUUGCUCCGCGGCAACCACGAAUGCCGGCAUCUGACAGACUACUUCACCUUCAAGCUCGAGUGCAGGCACAAGUACUCCGAGGAGGUUUACGAAGCAUGCAUGGAGUCGUUUUGUGCUCUGCCGCUGGCGGCAGUCAUGAACAAGCAGUUCCUGUGCAUACACGGCGGGCUAAGUCCGGAACUACACACUCUGGAAGAUCUCAAGAGCAUUGACCGCUUCCGAGAACCGCCUACCCAUGGCCUGAUGUGCGACAUCCUCUGGGCAGAUCCACUGGAGGAGUUCGGUCAGGAGAAGACUUCGGAGUUCUUUGUGCACAACCAUGUCAGAGGUUGCUCAUACUUCUUCUCCUAUCACGCCGCAUGUGCAUUCCUCGAGAAGAACAAUCUACUCUCGGUGAUACGCGCGCACGAGGCACAGGACGCCGGGUACCGAAUGUACCGCAAGACGAAGACGACGGGCUUCCCGAGUGUCAUGACGAUAUUCAGCGCGCCCAACUACCUCGAUGUCUACAACAACAAGGCAGCGGUACUGAAGUACGAGAAUAACGUGAUGAACAUCAGACAGUUCAACUGCACGCCGCAUCCGUACUGGCUGCCGAACUUUAUGGAUGUCUUCACGUGGUCACUGCCGUUUGUUGGCGAGAAGAUCACCGACAUGCUUAUCGCCAUCCUAAACACCUGCUCAAAAGAGGAACUGGAGGAGGAGACUCCCUCCAUCGUAUCCGGUCCCUCAUCUCCGGCAACGUCACUGUCAAACAUGGACCCUGAAUCCACAGAAUACAAGCGCCGUGCCAUCAAGAACAAGAUUCUAGCAAUUGGCCGCUUGUCCCGCGUCUUCCAAGUUCUGCGCGAAGAGUCCGAGCGGGUCACCGAGCUCAAAACUGCUUCGGGCGGCCGUCUGCCGGCUGGCACGCUCAUGCUCGGUGCGGAGGGCAUCAAGCAGGCUAUCCACAGCUUCGAAGAUGCUAGAAAGGUCGACUUGCAGAACGAGCGGCUACCUCCAAGCCACGAGGAGGUGCGGAGAAGCCAUGAGCACAGCAGGGAGGCGGCGCUGGAGAAGGCUGCGAGGGAUGCCGAGAACGACCCGGAGCUGGGACGAGUUGCGAGGAGGAUUAGCAUGUAA